AACGUCACCGUCCAAACACAUUGGAAAAGUAAACAAUUGUGGACCAGUCUCAAAACAUUUUUGUUGCAAUGGCACUUGUUGCAUAUAGUGACGACAGUGACCUAGGCAGUGACUCUGACGACGGUGAAAAGUGUGUGGAGGGCCCAGCAACUACAGUAUGUAAGCCAGAAGUUGAAGUAGUGAACAGUGUGCCCCGGACAGCAGUGGGGGAUCAGGACUCCAUACAGUCUACAGUGGCGGGUGGUGGCGGACCAGACACUCUCGGGGUCCACGGAAUAAUUGAUGAAGAUGAAGAGAGGUUCGGUACUAAACUGCCUGGAUUAUUAGCGUCGAUACCAGCAGCAAAGCCACUUAGGAGUGUGUGGCAGGGACUCUCAAUUGGUGAAGAAGUUGAUGAGUUGACAGAUGUUCCAACCGUAGAUACUUGGAAGAUCACUCAGGAACUUAAAGGGAAGAGUAUAGAGACAGACAAAUUCGGGUCCAAGCCUAACAAUUCUGCAAAAGAUUCUGUAUCUAAAUCCAAGAAGGAAAGGAGAAAAGUUCAAUUUUUUGUGCCUGCUCUCUCCGAGUUUGCAGAAGAUGAUGAGGAGGAUGAUGAGCACCAGGAGCCUGAACACAAGAAGAUAAAACCAUCCUCAUCAGGUACAGGACUUUUCUCCCUGCUGCCUCAGCCCAAACAUAUUACCGUCAAAGAAGCUAAACGUAGUCUUGUUCCUCACAUCCUCACUAAAAAAUCGGUGCCAGUGAAGAACUCUCCAAAGUCUAAAUUUAAGCCAAAAAAUACCACAGUUCUUAGUGAAAAUGAUUCUGAUGAUGAAAGCAAUACAGCUGCUUCUGAUUUCUUUUCACUAUCAGAAACUGCUGACAUUGAUAUAAAGAACCCACCAGCAGAAAUUUUGAGUGUACCAGAUGUAGACCCUAACAUUAGAAAUAUGCCUGUGUUACAGACAUUUAAAACGCCCCAAAUUUUACCUCAAGAAACUACUGUGUAUUCUAGCAUUUCUCAGUAUUCAUCAACACAGUCUCAGGAGACAGAGGCACAUUAUCCAUCACAGCACAUAGAAACUUAUCCAGAUAGUAAUGCUGGCAUUGAUGAAGAAGCAAUGGUUCGAUUGGCUGGUAAGCGAAGAGGUAAGGGCGAGGCCAUCAACUUCAUCGAUGUUAAUGCUGAUGAUGCUUUGCUUACACGUGAUGAGUGGAUGACAAAGGCCUUGACUGAAGAGAAACCAACCCAUAGUUUCAGCAAGAAGAGAGAUGGAAUGCCAUCACAGAAACAAAAACAAAAGCAUCAGAUCACAUACCUUGCCCAUCAGGCAAAGGAGAGAGAGCUAGAACUUAAAAAUAAUUGGGCCCAAAACCGUAUGACAAAAAUGCAAACACAAGCAAAAUAUGGAUUUUAAAGUACAAUACUGUACUUUAUUACUCUAUCCAGCAUAGAUUAUUUGAUAGACAACCUUAUUUUUUAUGUACAAAAGAAUGAAUACAUUCUCUGUUUUAUUUUCAUGUUUUGCAUUGAAUAUGCUGUGCUUAUUGAAUGUCGCUACUGUACGUCAUUCAAGUUGUUAUAAGCAUUUUUAUAUUCUUUACCUGUAUAUUUUGAAAGCGAGAUGUGCUUGAAAGCUCCAUGUAUUGUCAGAAUUGUUAAGGCCUAGAUUUUAGUGUUUUAGUAUUUAACAUAACUCGGACUUAAAGUAAAGUGUGUACCAAUACUGUACAGUGAUAUAAACGUCUGAGCAUGAUAUCCUAUUUGAAAUUGUAUUAGCCACUGUGCUGCACCAACCCAGAAAUCUUGUUCUGAGAGUUAUGCUAUUUUUUUUUCAAUUGGGCUAUAUUUUAAUGUUUUUUAAUGUUGUCAUCACUCUUUGUGUUUUGAAAUGAAAAUGGUUGAGUUUGGAAACAUUUUGACAUUAACUUUACCUCAACAUUUAUAAAAACCACAAAAAUAUGUCCUUAACAAUUGCACUAUGAAGGUUUUGCCAAAAACAGGUGCGCACUGCAGGGGUUAAAACAAAAACUUAAAAAGUUUGCCUUUAGCCAGUCGACUCCAAAACUAAAGACAGAAAAGUGAAGACAGUGCAGUACAAAUGAUAAGUUAUUAAAUGUCCAAUACUGUUUACUGUACAUAUUCUUAAAAAACAAACAAAAAACCAAGUAGAAAAUCUAGUAUUGUACAUCUUAAAACACACUUGUGUAAGUGUACAUUAAGAUUAACCACUUGUGUAAGUGGUUGUACAGUAUUGUGAUAUUUUGUGUAUAUUGCUCUUCAUUUUUUAUAUACUGUACUAAUAUAAACCGUUUUGCACAAAACUAAAGUAUUGUAUUUCCAA
Messenger RNA from Procambarus clarkii (red swamp crayfish), 2327 nucleotides. RefSeq names its product proline-rich protein PRCC. Gene Ontology annotation, cellular component: nucleus. The record is from RefSeq and is a predicted model, not a curated record. Lineage: Eukaryota; Metazoa; Arthropoda; Malacostraca; Decapoda; Cambaridae.